GCAAAGGUGUUAACUGUGACUUCCAUGGCGAUGGAGGCGGAGCUGAGAUGCUGAAGCUGCAAGUAACCGGGAAGACGAUCUUGUCCAGUAUUCGUUGUCAGAGAAAGAUGUCUACUUGUUCUUCGUACGCAUUUGGACCUUACAAAAUCGAUCCGCGUGAAGUGUUCUACGCAACGCCUCUCUCUUAUGCCAUGGUUAAUCUCCGUCCGCUUCUUCCUGGUCAUGUUCUUGUCUGCCCGAGACGCCUUGUGCCACGAUUUACAGAUCUUACAGCUGAUGAGACCAGUGAUCUGUGGCUUACUGCUCAGAAAGUUGGCUCUAAGCUUGAGAACUUCCAUAAUGCGUCUUCUCUCACAUUAGCUAUCCAAGAUGGCCCUCAAGCGGGACAGACUGUUCCCCAUGUACACAUUCACAUCUUGCCUCGUAAAGGUGGUGACUUUGAGAAGAAUGAUGAAAUCUAUGAUGCUCUUGAUGACAAGGAGAAGGAACUGAAGCAGAAGCUUGAUCUAGAUAAAGACCGGGUUGAUAGGGGCAUUCAGGAGAUGGCUGACGAGGCUUCCCAAUACAGAUCUCUUUUCGAUUGCUAGUUAUCAUUUCUCAAUCAAUAUCAAACCAAGCUAUCCAGUACCUUUAAUAAGACCGUUGUGACAUGUGACUCUCAGUUUGAGGUUUUAUGUCUGAGACUUGGAUUCAAAUAUGUAAUCUCUUUCUAAUGUCGUCAAAUCUGCGCAUAAAACUAAGCGUUAUUGUAUUGGUUGGCACUUCUUAGUGACAUUUGAAUCAACUCUUUCAAGUUUUAAAGAAAAA
Molecule: messenger RNA, 807 nt
Organism: Arabidopsis lyrata subsp. lyrata
Lineage: Eukaryota; Viridiplantae; Streptophyta; Magnoliopsida; Brassicales; Brassicaceae
Product: bifunctional bis(5'-adenosyl)-triphosphatase/adenylylsulfatase FHIT
Exons: 5
Coding region: 48-587 (179 amino acids)
Molecular function (GO): catalytic activity
Source: RefSeq, a predicted model, not a curated record